AUGGCGCCAAAUCACACGUCCUCCUCUGCUACACCCAGGGUCGAGACCACACCCUCACCAUCUCGUUCCGAAAAGAGCCAGACCCGACGCCCUGGAGCAGUCAAGUCGUCGCGCACGCUCUCCAACUCGUCCAUUCCGACGCUUUCGACCACGCGCCUCGCUCGACAACCUUCGCCCUCCACCUCCAAUGCUCAACACAUGCAGAACUCGCCACUGCCCAGUCGCCGACCCGCGCGCUCCGGCAUCUGCCCCUCGUCUUCUCGUCCAGCACUGAUCACUGCGGCAGCGCAGGAUCCUUCGCAAGAUCACCAUCGAAGCGACUCUGGCAGAUCCACCGGCUCAUCGCGUUCCACUGCCACCACAGACAGCUUCUUCCUGCCACAGCAUCCCCACACGCUCAGUCGCCGCUUCAAAGAUCUUCCGAGACCGCCAUCCUCUUCUGCGAUCGUGGAUGCCUCCAAGCAGCAUGCUCGUGCCUCUGUUCUUGGCAUAGAUACGGCCAUAGACCCAGCCGCGCCUUCGGCUGUGCUGCCCUCAGCGCAUCUCUUCCGUACGAAGAGCUCGGUCAGCACCACCCCGACCAGCCCGGAAGAAGGAAAUGGCUCCUCUCUGGGAGGUCCCGAUUUUCCACCUCAGCAAGAUGAUGACGGCAAGCUUACAGCUCAAGACCGAGUCCUGGACGACUUUUGGCGCUCAGAGUACUCGAACGCUCCACCUUCGACGGAUCCUCUGCAGUCCUCUUUGCCGCCUUUGAUGCUUUCGGAUGCACCGAUCGCCCCUUCGCGCUCACAGUCGCUCGAAUUUUUUGCUGCGCCUCUGGACGCGGACCGCAUUGACAAAGCUCCCGAGGAUGAUCUUCUACUCCAGGACCAAGGCACAUCUAUUGGAUCUGCGACACCUCUGGUCGCGGCAAACCUGCAAAAGCUCGACUUGCAGAACGACGACAGCGCCGUCAGUCCCAUAGAGGCUUACAGGCUCUCCUCUCCUGUCCUCUCCUCGCCCAGUGGGGCUCCUACUCCAACCAAACGCAGUGAUGACGGUCGACCUCGCAUUUCUCCCUAUCAGCACUUGGUCACACCAGCGAGUCCAUCCAGCGCCCCAAUCGAGCCCAAAUCAUUCCCCAGCAAGUCCAGCUCCAGCCUGUCUUCUUCGUCCGCUCACGAUCAUGACAAGACCGCGUCCGCGCACGCGUCCAAGCGCUCCUCCACCUCGUCCAGCAGUUCCUUCCGCAUGACGCUUUCCAGGCAAGCGAAGUCCUUGCGCAGCUCGUUCCUGUGGACUACGCCCACCAGCGCCACAACACCGUCUCCAGGCCGAGAGCAGGUCACAAAUAGUCCUGCGUUGAGUGGGACAAGUUCGUCUACCCCGGCCUCACAAGCCUCCUCUAGUCCAAGUUUGGCAGGCGCCAGCCCUCAUCCGACUACCGACGAGCUUUCCUCGACGGACUCUUCGUCGCAGCGCAACAUUGCUACCCAAGGAAUUGCUGGCAGAAGGACCGUCUCUGCUGUGACGCCGGGCAAGAGUCCUGCGCGCACCGCAUAUUCGAGCUCCUACAUACCUCAAUCCAGACCAUCAGAGCCCAGCAGUCGACUCGAUGCGAGGUCCAAAACAUCGCCACCCAGGACCAGCAUAGGUGCAAGCUCCGCGUCGAAAGAACCCACCGACUACGGCAGAUCGGAGGAUCGACCCAAGUCGCGUCUGUCGUCGCGUCUCACGCUUCACGGUGCUCAAUGGUCGAUGAAGAUGUCCCAUCUGACUACCAAGAAGACAAAAGAUGCAGCGCUGUCCAAGUCUGCGUAUUCGCAGACCGCGGUGGAAGCGAGCUCCCGCACUGUCGGCAGGCAUGCGAAGAGUCAAGCAGCGGCAUCCCCUGCAGCCAAAGCUUCGUCCGCCCCUGUCCUGAACGGAGCGUCACAGGAGACAGGAAAGGACUCAUCCGUGGCCCAAGCCCCGAAGCGACCCGGACCUCUUCCCAUCUCAUCGCCGCCGUUCAAUGGAAACCAAGGAUCGAGCACAGCCGCUCAGAUCUCCCCUUCAUUUGCGGCCUCGUUCGCAUUCCUCAACAGCCAGAUCGAGUCUCCGAUGCCGUCACCGGCUCUCUCGACUUCAGCGCUGCCCCCGUCCUCAGCUGCUCCCGCGUCGGUCGAGGACCUAGCCGUUGUCAAGGAUCACUUCAACCUCGUCCCAUCGGCGAACACAUCCGCCCCAGUGGACCCAACCAUCGGCAACAGCUUCGACACCGUCGCUCGAGCCGCCCUCUUUGAUCAGCUCGCCGACUCGCCAGAGGCGGUCUACAAGACGCUCGCCUUCCCCGAGCCUGCGACCAUGCCCGCCUCGCAAUCGCUCGGCAGCGUCGCCGCCUCCUCCGCCAACGCAUCACGGAAGAUCGGUCACAAGAAGCACGCCUCGCUCGGUUCGACUGCCUUGAUCACCAAGUCGGCACGUGCCGCAGCUGCAGACCUGGACAAGCGUGCCGUUGCGACACCUGUCGUCUCCUCUGGGCUGCCCUUGUUCAAGGGGCACUUGAUCGCAUCUUCCAACACUUCCAUGAUCGCGCCAUCUUUCGCUUCCCCCAAGGAGGAAGGUCGCUUCUUUGACGCUCUCACCUCGCCUUUCGAAGAGCAGCCGCCCGGAGCAAAGACUCAGAACGGGGCUGUCCUACCUGCGUAUGACACGGCUGGGGAGUUCUUCCCGUCCGUGGGCACCGAAUUGACCUCUCUGAUGCAUGAUCGUGCGCCUGCGUCGGGACAGGCGACAUCAACCGUGCCGCAGCUCAGUAGAACGUCGCUGGGCCGCCGUCUUUCUGGCGUAUUUGAUUCAACCAAAGCUCGCGCUACUAGGAAGAACGCGGUCGCUUCUCCUCCGCAGAGCCCUCGCGUGGAAUCCACCCGAAUGGAUGCGUUGCCAACCAGACCGGAAACCAGCCUAGGCUUCCAUCUCCGCAAUCCCUUGCGUAGGGACCGCAAGGAGUCUCUCAAGACGGUCCGACCGCCACCGCCCUUGCCGAAGGACGACAUGCAGAGACCUGCAUCGACGAAGAACGGAUCUGCUGCGUCUACCCCUCGUAUGGUGUCGUCUGGCUCCAGAGCCGAGCCAUUCUCUUCAGCAAGGAAGGAGCUCCCUCGUUCGGGCACAUCGCUCGGCUUUACGACUCCGGGAAGGAAGACAUCUCGCGAGUUUAGCAGCAGGAUCACAGCUCCAACGAAGAGCUCCAUCGCCAGGAGCGUGCAGCCUUCUCCGGCUUCAGCUGCUCGCCCGACAGUGAGAUCCACGUCUGCCUCGUCUCCGAGCGCCGCUACCUCGGCUUCUAUCUCGCGCUCGCCCCAACGACCCGCCUAUCCUCCUUCUUCCUUCCGUUCGGGCUCCUCGACUGCACGACUCUCUUCCUAUGCCAACGAGUCGCCUUCCAAGACUGCGACGGAGGCGUCCAGCUUCUUGUCUAGACGUCGACAGCCUUCGACGGAGGACGCGACAGCUUCGCUGACAUCCAUUGUGAAUCGAGGCACAUCAUCGCAGCCGCUCCAGGGCGUCACGACAGCACCUCCGCCAAGUCCGACCGAGGUGCGUCGCCGCACCACCACGCUCGACAGGCGUGUUCUGAACCCGAUCCGCACUUCGUUCGCGCAAGACCCCGUCAUUGUUCGUCCAGCCACCGCGAGCGGCUUCCGUGGUCCUUUGACUGCUCAGGAUCGCAAGAUGAGCCAGCCAACCCUCGACAUGCUGGACGAUCGCGAGUUCCUCGAGGCACUCGAGCAGGUCCGAGCUGUGCAGCGCGAGCGCAUUCAGGCCCAAGCCCAGGAGGUGGAAAACAAAACACGCCUGGCUCGUCUCGGGAUGAUGUCCGGCAACCACCUCAAGACGAAGAGCCCGGUCUCGAUGCUCGAUGGCGCAGAUCUGAGCUCCUCCUCGGCUAGAAGGAGUAACGACAGCGGCGAGAGACAAGAGGUUGAUGGUCGUGUUGCCCGCCCGGCUCACGUACCUUCCAGACCCAGGCUACCUCACAGACGGUCCGCCAGUGCGGACGCCAAGCUGAGCCGGUCCAAAUCGGCGUUCUCGACCUCUCCAGAGUCAGAGAAGGCCCUUGACCAGCGGCAGAAGGACAUCGUCAAGGCGUACGCCGACAAAGUUUCCCCUUCCCUUGGCGCGCCGACGACGGGUCUAGAAUGGGGCGUCGGCAAAGCCAGUGGCAAACUCCACGACGGCACCUUUGUCAACGACGACGACUGGAAAAAGGAAGUCAAGGCGCUCUUCCUCAUCCGAGAGCUAGUGCAGACCGAGAGGAGCUAUGCGCGACACCUCAGUAGCCUUCUCAGCGUCGUCAGCAAGAUGCAGGUCCCUUCGAACGGCAGCUCCCAUCUUUUGGGUGCGAAGCGCAAGUCGACCAGCAACCUAUUUGCGGCCUACUCGUCCGCCUACGCGAACAAGACGUCAGCCAACUCCGCGCCUCCGAGCCACGUCGCAUUGCUUAAGUCGCACUUGCCACAGCUGAUUGCGCUCAGCAACUCGCUCGUCCAGCGUGUCGAGGAGAACCCGACGAGCGCUGGCGUUGGUGCCGCUUUCGACGUGCUGUCCGCCGAGCUCGAGUCGACCUUUGUUAGCUGGUCGAGCGUUGCAUCUCAGGCCCUCAAGGAUCUAGGCAAGACGGAGCAGGCCAAGACCAAGUCGCCGUACAAGAUCGGCUUGGUACCGCUUAUGCCUCGUGAGUCGGCCGAGGUGGGCGCUUCGACUGGCGAAGCGUUGAGCAGCAGCGGACACUCGUCGCCUGGAUCUGGGUUCAAGAGUUCGACACUGCGCAUGACGUCGCUCACACGGCCCGCUUCGCCGGUUGCUGUUCGACAAGAGCCAGCAACGAUCGCAUCGGGCCAGACGGAGCAAGCAGCUACAUCGGCAGUGAGCAGGUCGACAAAGCGCCGCAGCACCAUCACGAGCACCAGCUUCAUUCCGCCUCCUCGUGUUGUUGUAGCUCCCCCUGUCGAUACACCCGUGGUCUUUUCUUCGAGCCCGGAGCAGGAGAAAAGUCUCGAAUCAUCCAAUUCGACAUCAUCGCGACGCUUCAACCACUCUCGCAGCCAAUCGACCCUGGUCACCCCUCUCCAAACGCCCACGUCGGCGACCGCACCCGAUUCGUGGCACCAUCCACCCCCUGGUAGCAAAAGCCUCACGCCGAUGGACAUUGCCAUCAUGCCCACGCAGCGCAUCCCGCGCUACGGCCUCAUGCUGCGCGAUCUUCUGCGCAACACACCGCCGGAAUCCUUGUCGCAUGCUCGGGUGCAACGGGCCAUCUCGUUGAUCCAGAAGGUGGCGCUGCUAUGCGACUCGGCUGCGCCCGUGACGGGGGUGAAGACGGCGCCGAGCUCGGGCGCUGCUACGCCGAUGCGCGCGGGUAGCGUGCUAGGUAUGACACCGACCGUGGAGGUGCCGCUGCUGACGGCGGGGACGUUUGGGUUGACGAGACGCGCCUGA
This is a messenger RNA of Kalmanozyma brasiliensis GHG001, 5463 nucleotides long. Its product is annotated as Dbl homology (DH) domain protein. The record is from RefSeq and is a predicted model, not a curated record. Gene Ontology annotation, molecular function: guanyl-nucleotide exchange factor activity. The transcript has a single exon. The coding region runs from base 1 to 5463 and encodes 1820 amino acids. NCBI's taxonomy places the organism in Eukaryota, Fungi, Basidiomycota, Ustilaginomycetes, Ustilaginales.